Molecule: messenger RNA, 2301 nt
Organism: Amphiprion ocellaris (clown anemonefish)
Lineage: Eukaryota; Metazoa; Chordata; Actinopteri; Pomacentridae
Product: zinc finger protein RFP-like
Exons: 2
Coding region: 113-1741 (542 amino acids)
Molecular function (GO): zinc ion binding; protein binding
Source: RefSeq, a predicted model, not a curated record
CCUGAAACGAAACUAAAUGCAGUGACUGAAGAACGGCAAGUUUGUGGGAGUGAUUAUAGUUUUCUUACUGUUUUUUUGUGCAGCUCGUGUUACAAUUUUCACCUCUGCAGAUAUGGCCACUGCCAGCAGUCUCCUGUCAGAGGAGAGGUUCCUGUGUUCCAUUUGUCUGGAUGUGUUUACUGAACCAGUGUCAACACCAUGUGGACACAACUUCUGCAGCGCAUGUAUCAGCAAGUAUUGGGACAACAGUGAUUCUUGCCAGUGUCCGCUUUGCAAGAAAACCUUUUCUUCGAGACCUGAACUCCAUGUGAACACUGUCGUGUCUGAGUUAGCUGCUGAGUUUGCAAAGGUGGCUCUAAUCAAAGCCUCAACUCCAGAGCCAGAGCUUCCUGAAAGAACAGAAAUUCUUUGUGACAUCUGCUCUGACAUGAAAGCGAAAGCAGUUAAAUCUUGUCUGAUGUGUCUGACUUCUUUCUGUGAUGUCCACCUCGAGCCUCAUCAGAGAGUUUCGGUUCUUAAGAGCCACAAACUCAUAGAUCCUGUGAGUAAUCUGGAUGAUAAGAUGUGCAAAAAGCACAACAAGAUAACGGAGCUGUACUGUAGGACCGACCAGGCCUGUGUUUGUGUCUUGUGUCUCAAAAUGGAUCACAAGAGUCACGAUGUCGUCUCGCUUGAGGAAGAAUACGAAGCAGAGAUGGUAAAAAAAGAUGAGGUGAUGGCAAAUAUCCAACACAUGAUACAGACACGAUCUGAUAAGAUAGAGGAGCUUGAGAAUUCCCUUGAUGUCAGCCAGAGAGAAGCUGAGAAAGAGAUAGAAGCCAGUGUGCAGGUGUUCACUGACUUCAUUCACUCCAUUCAGAAAAGCCAGGCUGAGCUCGUUGAGGUGAUUGAGGAGAGGCACAGAGCAACGAAGAAAAAGGCUGAAGGUUUUCUGAAAGAACUGAGGAUGGAAGUGGCUGAGCUUGAAAGCAGAAGCAGCCAGCUGGAGCAGCUGUCCCGCUCUGAGGACCAUCACUGUUUUCUCCAGAACUUCUCAACCUUGUGCUCUCCUGAAAACAAGGACUGGACCGACACCAGCCUUCACAGCGACCUGUCUUUUGAGGCAGUGAGACAAGCUGUAGCUCAGGUAAAACGCAGAGCAGAUGUGAUUGUGGAAAAGAUUCCCGAGAUCAAAAUGAAGAGAAUGAAAGAACAUGCAGUGGACUUGACUCUUGACCCUGACACAGCAAACUGCUGCCUUCUCAUAAGUCAAGAUAGAAAACAAGUUGCAAUUACAGAGGAACAGAAGGUUCCCAACAAUCCAAACAGAUUCGAGAAAUACCCAGAAGUUUUAGCACAGCAGGGGUUCAUACGAGGGAAGUUUUACUUUGAGGUGCAAGUAGAAGAAAAGCCUAAGUGGGCUGUUGGAGUGGCCAGAGAGUCUGUAGAUAGAAAGGCAGACACAGAUCUGUCAGUUUUAGAGGGUUACUGGACCAUUGGGUUAGAUAGGGGCACAUAUUUUGCAUUUGGAAAUCCAGCUGUUAUAGUCACACUGAAAGAGAAGCCUCAGAAAGUGGGCAUCUUUGUCAACUACGAUGAAGGGGAGGUUUCUUUCUAUGAUGCAGAUUCCAAAUCACACAUCCACUCCUUCAGCGGCUACAGCUUCACAGAGAAACUUUACCCGUACUUUUGCCCUCAAGAUGACUUAAAUGGACUAAACACUGCCCCUCUCAUCAUAACACCAGUAUCUCAAACUACCUAGUUUGUGGGUGGGACAACAACUAAUAACAGUGAAUUAAUGUCGAAACCAGGUCAUUUUGCACCUUCUUGAGAAAUCACAAAUAAAUUCAGUUUAUUGCAUUCAGCAGUGCCUUCCUAAUAAUACAUAUGUAACAAAAUUAGGCUGUUUAAUAUCAAAAAAUACUGUUGAAUUCAUGCAUAGACAUCUGAUCAAUGGCGUCUUUGUAUAAUGUGAAUAAUUGAAUGUAUGACACCAAUAAGGCACAGAAAUACAGUGAGACUCUUUAUUACAGGGUUGAGGGUACCAAUGUCAUAAUGUAGCUUUAAUUUGGAGAUAUAUGUGGAUAUUUUGUUGCUUUUUAAUACACAUUAUGAUAAGGUGAGAGUUUGGCGUUCCUGCAAAUGUUUUACUUUUUGUUUUUGUUUUUUUCCACCUGUCUAUGAUUUAGAAGAUGGAGAUCUCUGGGUUUAAAAGACACAUGUACAAACUCUUUGUGUUACUGGUUUCUUGUAAUUCUUCGUAACUCAGAAUAACAUUGUGGUGCAUUUGCCAUGUUUAUCUGAAUAAACUAGUCAUCUAGA